Messenger RNA from Cryptomeria japonica (Japanese cedar), 3140 nucleotides. RefSeq names its product protein phosphatase 2C 50. The record is from RefSeq and is a predicted model, not a curated record. Gene Ontology annotation, biological process: protein dephosphorylation. The transcript has 4 exons. Gene Ontology annotation, molecular function: cation binding; protein serine/threonine phosphatase activity. Lineage: Eukaryota; Viridiplantae; Streptophyta; Pinopsida; Cupressales; Cupressaceae. Bases 950 to 2767 code for a protein of 605 amino acids.
GGUAUGAGGAGGUAGUGCCAAUCGAAAUUCGACAUCUAUUGUUCCACUCUCAGCUGCUUCCUCAAGUGGGUUAAGUGGGACGGUGCCUGAAAUUGAUGGAUUACUUUGCUUCCCAAACAAAAUCUGUUGCCAAACUUGGUAAUUGCCAACGAUCUUGGUAACACGCGUCCUUCUUCGCUCGCUUGCUUCAUUCUUUUCAUCUUCCCCUGAGCUCACCUUUUGCCCGCCUUUAACUCUUAAUGGGUCACCCGCUUCCUAUUCUCGCCCUUUAUGCGGAAUUAACCCAAUCAACAGGAAUUCUGUGCUUUGAGCAUAGCGUGAUUGUUUCCCCUGAUUUGUGUUUGUUUUUGGGGAAGCGGAUUGUACAUUGUGGCCUCGUUAAGGAGGCCCAUCAGACUCAAAUUACAUCUCACAUCCACGAUAUCAGCUUGUAAAAUCAUCUCGUGGAUGAGUCUGAGAGGAGUAAAUCGUUUCCCAGCUUGGGAAACAGCCUAAUUUCACCACUGCAAACAUGAAAAAUCAUUUUUCGCUGGGUUAAUGCAGGUGGUUUUAGGCCAAGAUGAUGCAUUCACUUGGGUUUUGUUGCUAAACAGAGGAGAACCUAAGUUUGAACACUAUUGCUGUAAAUUGAAGAAUCAUCCCUGUCGAGAUCAUGCGUUGCGUGCAUACAGAUUGGGAGCGAGUAAACAGUUAUAAUCUGCUAUCCAACUGGGGUGAAGGGAAUCCACAGACUGUUGUUUUCUUCUGAAACAAGUAGCCCUGUUUAAGACAGGUGCGAUGGUGUCGCAGCUAAUUGAAAGAUUGAAGAGAAACUGAGAGGAGAGGGAUGCAAGAGUUGUCCUGAUCCGCCAGUAAUUUGAGACGAAUUACGAUGAUGCAUCUGCUGGAAAGAGAUUGAAUUCAUGUGAUCUGCAGCGCCAGCAUAGGAAACUGAUCAAUCUGUGGAUGGAUGACUGCUUCAACGAAACGAGUAAGCAUGGAUGAAGAAUUGAAGAGUGAUCAUGAACAGGAAGCGGGUGCUAUAGCCAGGCGACAGAGGACAGAAAUAAGACGCUUCAAAGUUAUGUCAAACAGCGAGAGUCUUGUUGAGCCUGUGAAUAAGCGUUCCCGCCCUUGUUCUGGAGAUUUUAAGCCCUACUCUUCUUCUGUUUAUGUCCCAAGCAUAUCUUCCUCCUCCGCUUCCUCAUCUAUCCAAAGCGUGGUAGAUCACUACCCUCGUCAUGAUGAUGACAAUGAAGACGGUGAAGGAGAAGGAGAGUGCAUUCCUCUAAUUCAGACUGACAAAAUGUUUGAGCCUCCUAUUUCUCCUGCUUUGCAGCAGGAUCUGAUACCAAAAGGUUGUAAUUUGUCUACCGGCAAAGCUGACGAGCAGGAAGGAGGAGUGCAGGAAGAGGGCUCAUCAACAGUGGAUGUGCAAAACAUCAGCACCGUCACCUCAUCACCAUUUGAUUCUGAAGAAAGAUCCAACUGUCUUUGCAGUUCUGUCACGAGCAGUAACUCCAACACAGAACUCAAUUGCUCUUUAUCAAAAAAGCAUACAGCAGAAUCUCCUCUCUGCACCGAGUCUGUUGCAAAUAUAUUGAAUUCUCCUCUAGAAGAAUCUUCUGUUGCUGCCUCUGGGGAGCAGGAACUUGUCAGUAGCUUGGAUCUGCUAUCUGGACAAUCUGAUCCUGAGGCUGUUGCUUCCACAGAUACAGAGUCUAUGAGCAUUUCUGCAGCAGUUUUGGUGCCUACCACCAGUGGAUCGAAUGUACUUGGAGCUAAAACUAGAUAUGUUGCCAAUAAUAAAGCUGUUCCUUGGGGUUCUGUUUCCAUUCGUGGCAUGAGGGCAGAGAUGGAGGAUGCUGUGGCGGUGGUUCACAACUUCCUGUCUGCUGCCUGUGGUAAUGUUGGCAGGUGUGUUGCCUGUGGUCCGGAAAAGGCUAAUAGAACUUCUGCACUUCAUUUCUUCGGAGUCUAUGAUGGGCACGGAGGUCCCCAGGCUGCUAAUUUCUGUAGGGAUCGUCUUCACCAUGCACUUGUUGAGGAGUUUGAGGUGGCGAUGAAUGGUGGGAGUGUUAACAUGGAGAACAAUUGGCAAGGGAAUUGGGAAAAGGCUUUUGCUAAUUGUUUUCACAAAGUCGAUGCUGAGGUUGCAGGAGCAGCUUUUAGAAGAGAUAGUGAUGGUCAAGCAGUGAUUGAAGAAUGCGUUAGAGAUCCUAUUGUCCCUGAAACAGUUGGAUCCACAGCUGUGGUUGCUGUAGUGGGGCCCUGUCAGAUUAUUGUUUCCAAUUGUGGUGAUUCAAGGGCUGUUUUAUCUCGUGCAGGAAGAGCCAUUGCACUUUCUGUGGAUCAUAAACCUGACAGAGAGGAUGAAAUGGCAAGGAUCGAGGCGGCAGGAGGCAAGGUUAUAAACUGGAAAGGUUAUCGUGUUUUUGGAGUACUUGCUAUGUCCAGGGCCAUUGGUGAUCGAUAUCUGAAGCCAUCUGUUAUUCCCGAUCCUGAUGUUACAUUCACCCAGCGAACAGAAGAAGAUGAAUGCUUGAUACUAGCAAGUGAUGGAUUAUGGGACGUCCUAUCAAAUGAGGAGGUUUGUAGAGUAGCACGGAGAUGCCUUGCUCAUGGUUACAGUGGCAAUGCAGGCUCAUGUUCUACUGCAAGGUAUCCAUCAGCACAAGCAGCUGCUGAUUAUCUGUCUAGAAUAGCUCUAGAGCGCAACAGCUAUGAUAACAUCACGGUUGUGAUAGUGGAUUUGAAGGCAAGGAGAAGGCGUCAAACAAGAAGCUGAGAGGCACAUUUAUUUUGAAGUAUAUGUGGCAUGGAACUGGAAGAUUUGAUCCAGUUUCUCCAUUGUGAAAUUUGCAAUGGAGAUAAAGUGUAUAUACCCAUCCAGCCUUCAAAGUUUUACCAACAAUUGCUGUAUUAUAUGCAGUUUCAAACAGAACUGUUUUAAUUUGAUUGACUAGAUUUCAUACAGCCGUUCUCCUGUCUAGAAAACAAAGAUUUUCAUAAUUAUAUUCAUUGUAGGGGAAAUCCUGGAGGAAACCACUAAUGUCUUGACAAAUUCAUUCAAUGUUUCAUUCGGGAUUUCUCUUUUUGAAUAGAGCCUAUGUUACCGAAUUGGCCAAAAACCUAGACGUACCUGGGUUCGAUUCAUUUUA